AGUAACUAUAGUGAUUACAUAGAGUAUAGCAAUAAGUGACGUUUCCGAGUAUUGUAUUUCCUGUUACUGAUUUUUCUAAAAUAGUUCUUAUCGUUUCAAUCUAAUUUAUGAGACAUAAGUUUUGUAAAUUAUUGACGAAAAUGUGUGGACGUUAAGUGUUAUUUGCAAACAAAGAAGACGACGUGUGUGUACAAUUUUUUGAUAGUAGAUUUGUUCAACUGAAAAGGUUAUGUCAGUUAUGACCGCAAGAACGUAUAACUGAAUUUAUAUUAUCACAUUUACAGUAAAAACGAUACAAAGGAAUAAAAGUGACAUAAAUAUAAAUUCUAUGAUAAAAGAAGGAAGUGGUUAAUAAACGAACCAUAAUGUUUCAAAAUCGAUAAAGUAUUAUCUCAAUAUCUUUAUAAUUAUUUUUUCAACAGACAAUUGGUUUUGUAAAUAGAAAAAAUAAUGGGAAAGCAUAGAAUGCAGUCGUUCUAUGGAUUCACCACUUUCGUGUUUCUUCUUUAUUUCACAAAUGCAUCGAAAACACAAAGUUCACUAAGUGUUAUAGAUGUUAUGAAAGCAGAUGAAAAACUACAAAAAUUUCCACCAUUAGUUUACAAGAGUAAUAUAGCACAAAACUGCUCUACUGUAAAAUAUCCUGAAACUAAUGUGGCAGCAUAUAAUAUAUCCACAAAUACUUUUUUGUGUCUUGCAUUUUAUGAUGCAUGUCACAAAGCCCAUAGUAAUCCGAAUCAAAUGGAACUAUUGUCUAAUAAUAAAUUUGAUUAUUAUCUUAAGAGAUUCUUUCCUGGAGAAAAAGACACUGAUCAAUUUAAGUUUUGUACAAAUCUUGGAAAUGUUACAAUUUCAUACAAGAAAUUGGAGCCAUUGUUAUCUCAACUUGUAGAUUUAAAUAAAUUUUAUAAAUGCUCUCGUUUAUGUUUUACCGAAGCAGGAGAUUUUAAUCCAUUUUGUGCAGUAAUAGCCUGGAGCAAAAGCAUUGAUAAAGAUGCAAAGAUGCUAAAUGCAAGUCAAGGCAUGGGUUUGGUAGAUACUUCAAAUAUUGAAUUUAAAAAAAAGAAAACAACCAAUGUUCUUAAAUCUGACAUAAGUCCAUUAAAAACAAUGGAGAGUGGCAAUCCUAUUAAUAAAGACACAAAUGAUGGUGAACAUAACGCUGUAAAGUUGCAAAGUAAUCUUGGAAAUGGGAUGGAAAUGGCUAAAUCAUCAGACUCAGUGCCAUCAUUGCCACUACAGUCAGUAUUGCCACCAAGAGCAGGAUUAUCAUCUCAAUCAGCAGUGUCACCAGAAUCUGUAUUGCCACCACAAUCUGUAUUGCCACCACAAUCUGUAUUGCCACCACAAUCUGUAUUGUCACCACAAUCAGUAGCAGGAUCAGAUGAUCCAAAUAAAUCUCAGAUAGGAGAGCCCAACAUUGUUGAUAAUGGUGGACAAAAGAUGAAAAGUAAAGUUGAUUCCUCUACAGUAGACCAGCAGCAAGUGGUGUCAGGCAGUGCAGUAGUUCACGCUUCUGACAAUUUACAUGAAGCACCCAAGAACCCUAGUACAAGCAAUAAUGGUCCUGAUGAAAGUCCAAAAGAAGCUACCGAUGAUACCAAGACAAGUACAAUAUCAGAAAACACACAGGAUGACAAUUCUGCUAAUCAAGAAGAUUGGAGUCAUGGGGAGCCCUAUGAUACAAAUGAUGCCUUUAAUCAGCCGAAUGAUCCAGCAGGUGAUCAAACUCAAAACGGUCUUGAUCUUUCGGGACAAAGAAAUAUAGUAUCUCGUUAUCAUAGUAUGAGCCCUGAUGAAGAGUCUCAUGUUUUUACUUACUUUACCGUGAUUACUUUGGUCUCUAUUGCUGCAUACAUUGGUUAUCAUAAUAAGCAAAAGAUCUUAGCUAUUAUAUUAGAAGGACGAAGAUCACGAAAUAGCCGUGGUAGGCGGCGUCCAAGCACAGCUAAUUAUCGUAAAUUAGAUUGUACACUAGAAGAAGCGGUGACGUCACAGUGUAAUGCAAAUGUUACUCAUGUCAUAUAUUAAUGUAUCAGAUACAACUGUAUAAUAGCACUCCUUGUGUAAAAUAUUUUGUAUUCAAGUAUACUUCCAUCGUAAUACGAGUUUAUUUUUAAUAAGCUAAUUAUUUGUCAGUGUUUGAUCAAUUGUUACUACAUUAUCAGCAUAUAUUAUCAGCAGUACUUCAUUAUAGAUUCCGAUGUCAAUAACAACAAUUUUUCAUUCCAGUUAAUUAAUCAUCAACUAUAUUUUCUUAAAUGUAAAGAAAACAAGUCAUAUCUUACAGCGUUCCGUUUAGGUUAUGCUGUCGGAAUCGUUAAGAACGAGUUUUUUUUUAUAUUUAUGAACAAAAUUAACGCUAAAAAUUCAUUUUUUUUGUACUUAAUCAAUAUCAUCAUUUUUCAUAAGUUGGUACUCUUGCAUAAUUUGGAAUUAAAAUGCCCGAAACAUUUUCUUACAAUCGCUAAUCUCCGUUUAAAAAUUUCUUUAUGGAUACAUUUAUAUUUUUUUUAUGUACCAGUUCUGCAUUCCAUAUUUUCCCCUACAUUUUUCUUCAAUAAACUCUGUUCCCUCAAGUUUCCUUAUUAUAGAAAGAUCAAUUUUAUUUUUCAAGUCGCGAAAGAAACGAUGUAGAUGUAAAUAAAUAUAUAUUUCUAAAGGAAAAUGAUAUCGAUAUAUAAAGUGUUACUUGUGCAAUACUUAGCUUUUUGUAAAAUGAAUAUAGAACACAUUCGCGUUGUUUUGAAGUAUAAUAGCAUGAGAUAAGUAACACAAAAUUUACAUCAUGCAUUAUCGCAGGCAGUUCCUUAAGUGAAGUGUAUAUUACAAACGAUGUAUAAACAAAUGUACUUCAAGGUAAAGUUAUAAUUCUACAUAACAUUGAUUGUUUAUAACCUCACUCGAAUAGGUUGACAUUAAUGUUAAAAAUAAUUAAGCAAUAUAUCUACUUGUGUAUAUUAGAUUUAAGUAAUUUCAGUGCACAAAGAAUACUGCUAUUUGUACGUAUGCGUGUGUCUCAAUAUCAAAAUGCUCGUUUAAAUUACUUAUUGUAUGUUUGUUGAUAACUGUGCCGAAUUAAUUUAUCAGAUGAAAUGCCGUCCACUUGUACGCGGUAAUGCCAUAAAUAUAUUGUACGUUCUGGCAAUAAAUAUUUAAUAAAUUUCAUACAACAAAGUGA
This is a messenger RNA of Hylaeus volcanicus, 3181 nucleotides long. RefSeq lists its product as uncharacterized. NCBI's taxonomy places the organism in Eukaryota, Metazoa, Arthropoda, Insecta, Hymenoptera, Colletidae. The record is from RefSeq and is a predicted model, not a curated record. The transcript has 4 exons. The coding region runs from base 451 to 2031 and encodes 526 amino acids.